GGACCAUGAACAGCACUUGCAGCACCGUCUCCUGGCCCCCUGGUCUCAAGCACGUCUUUGUCACCUACUCGGGCACGCUGAUGGUGCUGGGCCUGCUGCUCAACGGGCUGGCGCUCUGGGUGUUCUGCCGCCGCAUGCGGCAGUGGACGGAGACCCGCGUCUACAUGACCAACCUGGCCGUGGCCGACCUCUGCCUGCUCUGCUCCCUGCCCUUCAUGCUCUUCUCCCUGCAGCACACCUCCGACACCCCGCUGUGCCAGCUCUCGCAGGGAAUCUACCUGGCCAACAGGUACAUGAGCAUCAGCCUGGUCACGGCCAUCUCCGUGGACCGUUACGUGGCCGUGCGGCACCCGCUGCGUGCCCGAGGGCUGCGCUCCCCGCGGCAGGCUGCGGUGGUGUGUGCGGCGCUCUGGGUCCUGGUCCUAGGCUCUCUGGUGAUCCGCUGGCGCCUGGGGCUGCAGGAGGGCGGCUUCUGCUUCCGGAACUACGCCCGGCAUGACUUCAGCACCACCACUUUCUCACUACUGGGCUUCUACCUGCCCCUGGCCGUGCUGGUGUUCUGCUCUCUGCAGGUGGUGACUGCGCUGGCCCGGAGGCCAGCCUCCGAAGCCGGCCAGGUGGAGGCCACCCGCAGGGCUUCCCGCAUGGUCUGGGCCAACCUGGUGGUGUUUGUAGUCUGCUUCCUGCCACUGCACGUGGUGCUGACGGUGCAGGUGGCCACGGGCCUGUCCUCCUGUGCAGAGCGCAAGGCCUUCAGCCGGGCCCUCUCCAUCACCAGCAGGCUCUCGGACGCCAACUGCUGCCUGGACGCCGUCUGCUACUAUUACAUGGCCAAGGAGUUCCAGGAGGCCUCCGCGCUGCCCACGCCCUCCGGCACCAAGGCCCACAAGAGCCAGGACUCUCCGAGCCUCACCCUCACCUAGCGGGCACUCACUGUGGGCCAGGUCUCAGGGCUCUGGGAGGGGCAGCUUGCCAGGGCACCUGGGGCCGACGUGGAGCCCCGAGACAGACCCUGGCCUCACCCUGGUCUGUGGGCCUCUAGGAGGCCAGUGGAAGGGCUGGACACAGGUUUGCCGAGCCUCGGUGGCUUCGCUGCUAUCCUGGGAAGGGACAGGGACAGCAGCCAGAGGAUGACUCCUGAGGGGUCAACCCAAGGACCCUGGGACAGGGACACACAGCUGUCACCCUAGAGCUGACUCCCUGGGCACCGGGUGGGGCCCUGACAACCUUCUUCUGUGGACCCCCUGGCAGGGCCCUCUGUCACUCUCACCCAGUCCUCGCCCUGGGUGGGGCUGCAGUGGCCUGGGUGUCUCCCUCCUUCCCACCCUUUCUCCCAGGCCCCUGCCCCUCUGCUGAGCCUGGUCUUCCUGGGGCUUGGUGGCCCUGGGGCUCUUAGGACAUGCGAAGCCCUCCUGAGGCGAAGGCCUGGCUCCGCCCCCCACUCCCCUGCAAAUGCCACCCAGCGCUUGCUGCCUCACGACACCCACCCCUCCCCCAAGCCCCGGCAGCCUCUGAGGGGACCUCAGGCAGCCUUGGCCCCAGGCCUGUGGGGUGCGGCCUGCGCGCAGUCUUGAGGCCCUUUAUGGAGGUGGGGCUCAGCCACUGCCACCAGAGCAUCCGCCAGCACCCGGAGCUGCUGCCCAGGCCUAGGGCCACCCAUCCCCAGGCGCCCUAGCUUGUUACCACCUGCCAGUCUGCCUCGGACACUCCUGAGCCCCAUGCCUGCACUGGGCAUGGCCGGGUCACACUGUCCUGGGCAGUGUCAGGUGAGCAGGGCAGGGA
Ictidomys tridecemlineatus (thirteen-lined ground squirrel) is the source of this 1782-nucleotide messenger RNA. It is a transcript of the gene Gpr35, whose product is annotated as G protein-coupled receptor 35. The record is from RefSeq and is a predicted model, not a curated record. Gene Ontology annotation, cellular component: plasma membrane. Gene Ontology annotation, biological process: phospholipase C-activating G protein-coupled receptor signaling pathway; chemokine-mediated signaling pathway; positive regulation of Rho protein signal transduction. Lineage: Eukaryota; Metazoa; Chordata; Mammalia; Rodentia; Sciuridae. Gene Ontology annotation, molecular function: chemokine receptor activity.